AUGGAUCAAAUGGAAAUCCCCUUUCCAGCACAUCGCGAGCGCCAGGAAGGCUCUCCUCCUCCCUUUCAAGAUCCUCUGGCUCUUCUUCGCAGUCUUCCUGAGCCUCCGCUGGAAUGUCAAGUAUGUGUUGUUGGCGCAGGACCUGCCGGUCUAAUGCUGGCCGCAAACCUGACCAGAUUCGGCAUCAACGUUGAGGUAAUCGAUGAUCGAGCCGAUCAGACGCCCGUGGGAAGAGCCGAUGGCCUUCAGCCAAAGACGAUCGAAACCUUCCGACAAAUGCGACUAUCAGAUACUUUGCUAAAACAAGGUGUUCGUGUCUUCGAUAUCGCAUUCUGGCGCAGCACCGCGGACGAACCUCUUCGUCGGCUUGGUCGCGAAGUCCAUUAUCCGCCUAUUAUCGAUGUUCUCGACCCCUAUAUUCUUCUAGUCCAUCAAGGCAUGGUCGAAGGGCUGUUUCUUGAGGAUAUGAAAAAGCGUGGCAAGGAGGUUCGUCGAAACAUGGCUUUUGAGUCGUACAGCGUCCCCGACAACAAGACUGGUCCCCUUCAAGUCAACUGCCGUGCCAAUGUCAAUCAAGACAAGCGUUCGGUUCUGACUCAAUACCUGAUUGGAUGUGAUGGCGCACACUCCAAGGUUCGCAAGAGUAUCCCCGAUGUCAAGGCUGUCGGCAUGUCUCAGGCUGCCAUUUGGGGCGUUCUCGACGGCGAACUGAUUACCGACUUCCCCGAUAUUUGGUCCAAGACGCUCGUCUACUCACAAGAGCACGGUUCAAUUCUCAUCAUUCCUCGAGAGAGGAAUAUGACUCGUUUCUAUAUUGAGCUGAAGGCCGGUGCCAAAUUUGAUCGCCGCGAUCUGGGUCAGGAGUUCAUGAUGAAGCGCGCGAAGAAGAUUAUGGCACCGUUCCGCUUGGACUGGAAGUACGUUGAGUGGUUCGGCCGGUAUCAGGUUGGUCAGAGGGUUGCUAGUCGCUUCACCGAUGGCCACUUGAGAGCAUUCCUGGCUGGUGAUGCUAGCCACACCCACUCUCCCAAGUCAGCACAGGGUAUGAACACCUCAAUGCACGACUCAUGGAAUUUGUCGUGGAAGUUGAACCUUGCGGUUCGAGGCUUGGCCAAGCCAAAUCUUCUCGAGAGUUACGAGGAAGAACGACGCAAGAUUGCCCUAGACUUGGUUAACUUUGACUACGAGCAUGCGAACCAAAUUGCCGGUGGCGACGCUAUUGCACUCGCUGAGAACUUCAGAACCAACGUUCGUUUCAUUUCUGGAAUUGGUGCUGAAUAUGGUGAGAACGCCAUCAACAGGCCAGGAAUUGGAAAUAACCAUUUUGUAAUGGGAGACGCCAAGCCAGGUUGCCUUCUGCCUCCCGCCAAAGUGACUCGAUACAUCGACUCCAACCCUGUGGAUAUCCAGCUUGACAUCCCUAUGCUCGGCCAGUUCCGAAUCUACCUUCUUAUGUGGGAUGUUCAACAGUCAGCACCGUUUCUGCAGACAUUCUGCCAUGCUAUUGCAGGUACAGACUCCUUUAUUAGCCGUCUAUCUGCUGCUGCUAGCGCUUCUUAUGCUUCUCAACCUCGCGCACCAGCUCCUGAGGAUGUUUAUUCCCGACCUGAGCGAUACACCGUUGUCAGCCACCUCUUCACUUUUGGCCUUAUCACCACCAUGCCCAAGACGGAAAUCGAAAUCUCAGAUCUUCCACCUCUUCUGCAGGAUAGCCGUUGGACCUUCUACCUCGACGAUAUUCCCGAUCAGGACACCCGUGGCUCCUUGUGCACGAAUAAAUGGCUUGGUAGCCUGGGGCCUGGCGAAGUAGCGAUCGUUAACGUUCGUCCCGAUGGUUAUGUCGGCUCGAUAGGUCGCUGGGACUCAAGCCUUGAUGAGUCUGGUGUUCAGGCAGCCCGAUGGCUCGAUGAAUAUUACGACGGAUUCAUGAAAAUUCCAACGCAGUAA
Fusarium fujikuroi IMI 58289 is the source of this 1947-nucleotide messenger RNA. Its product is annotated as related to phenol 2-monooxygenase. The record is from RefSeq and is a predicted model, not a curated record. Gene Ontology annotation, molecular function: FAD binding. The transcript is spliced from 4 exons. Lineage: Eukaryota; Fungi; Ascomycota; Sordariomycetes; Hypocreales; Nectriaceae. Bases 1 to 1947 code for a protein of 648 amino acids.